AUGGAUUAUCAUUAUGAACAGAAUAGUGAGGUAGAAGCGUUGGACUCUAUAUAUUACGGCGACAUGAAAAUUUUAGAGACAGAACCAUUCCACAAAUUUUGUAUACCGAUAAUGUCAGAAGGUUACGAAGGUACCGGUGAAGGACUCGCUUGUCAACUUACUUUUACUUACACAUCUAAAUAUCCAGAUGAAUUGCCACUGGUGGAAAUAGAAAAUGAAGAAAACUUCGAUGGUGUGGAUAAAAACCAAUUGUUAGAACACUUAAUUGAUCAGGGGAAACAAAAUCUAGGCAUGGUCAUGGUAUUUACAUUAGUGUCUGCAGGACAAGAGUGGCUUAAUGAGAAGUGGGACAGCAUUAAAAAAGAAAAAGAAGAAAGGGUUCUUGCUAAAAUAAGAGCUGAUGAGGAAGCCGAACAGAAAAGAUUCGAAGGAACCAGGGUAACAGUAGAAUCAUUUUUGGCCUGGCGGAAACAGUUUGAAAUGGAUAUGGGUAUUCCUGCUAAAAGGGAAAGAGAAGGAAAAGACAAAAAUAAACUUACAGGCAAAGAAUUAUUCCUGAGGGACACAACACUCAAUGAAUCAGAUCUUAAAUUUCUGGAUGAUGGCGAUGCUGUCAAAGUCGACGAGUCCCUAUUCCAAGACAUGGAUGAUUUGGAGUUAUCUGAUGACGAUGAAGAUGACGAGGACUAUGUGCCCGGUCAGAGCUGUAGUGAAAGUGAUUAG
This is a messenger RNA of Parnassius mnemosyne (clouded apollo), 723 nucleotides long. The record is from the annotation of a GenBank genome assembly. Lineage: Eukaryota; Metazoa; Arthropoda; Insecta; Lepidoptera; Papilionidae.